AUGCCUUCGGCGCGCUGCCUCGUCCUACUUUCCGCCGCCCUAGGUGAUUUCGUCGACGAGACCGACGAGAAUGGGGACACGGCACUCAUCAUCGCUGCGGCCCUUGGCAGCUCUGAGGCCGUGGAGGCGCUCCUGGAAGAGGUGGCCCAGCUGCUCCUCGAAUCAGAAGCGCAAAUCGAUGCCCGAAAUGACAAGGGGCAGACCGCGCUACACGUCGCCGCGGCGUACGGCUCGGAGAAUGUGCUGCAGAUCCUCGUGGCUCGGGACGCUGCUCUAGGGACUGGCCUGUUAGAGGCUGUCUCUAGGAAGGGCCACACGCCCCUGCACGAGGCUGCGACGUACGGCACUGUCGGUGCGGCAAGGUUGCUAUCGCAGACUGGCUUGGCGCUUAAUGCAACUGCAAAGGACGGCACGACAGCAUUCCUCCGCGCCGUGAUCGAGGGGCACGAGGACAUCGUCCUCCAACUCAUCGAGGCGGGCUCCUGCGUCUAUGCGAGAGCCGACGGGCCGCUUGAGCUUUCCAACCUCACGAUGCUUGAUUUUGCAACGCUGGCCGAGCGCACGAGCAUGCUGCGCACGCUUUUUCGGCACGCUUUUUCCGGCGCGGGGCCGCUGGUAAUCGGCGCCCUCAGAAUUGCAGCACGUUUCGGCAAGGAACGGAUGCUGAAUGCUAUAUGCGAGCUCGACCUCGCCUCUUGCCAGCAGUUUGCUGCCGAGCAGCAGCUAGAAGAAGAGGAGCAGGGUGUACGCGACGCUCACGUCCUGCGAAUCGGUCCGAGCGGCGACCAUGAACACGCGCCCGGGCCCACGGAGCACGGGCACGAGAAUGCUCAUGGGGAGAGCGCCGAACGGAGCAAGGAUGAGCUUUGA
Emiliania huxleyi CCMP1516 is the source of this 870-nucleotide messenger RNA. RefSeq lists its product as hypothetical. The transcript is spliced from 5 exons. The coding region runs from base 1 to 870 and encodes 289 amino acids. The record is from RefSeq and is a predicted model, not a curated record. Lineage: Eukaryota; Haptophyta; Isochrysidales; Noelaerhabdaceae. Gene Ontology annotation, molecular function: protein binding.